GGGGGAGGCAGGGGGAGUGAAAAUGAGAAGGAUGAACAGCAACACCAGCGCACGCGGGAACGGGUUCGGAUCGGGAUAGGGACGCGGCGAUGCGGAGCAGUUGUUAUGAGGAGGAGCUGUCGUACGAGGGGGACCUAGAUAAAAUCAACGCGACGUCGAUCAUUAUGAGGAGGCUGAUGAGUGCACUUUGGCCUCUUCCACCGUCCCAUCCGCAUCGGUGGUCAUGCCCAGGACCGUCAAAUGGACCACAUUGGACCGUAGUUCUUGCACGAGCUGCUCGAACUUCGACGAGCUCUGCUCGAGGAGCGCCAUGGGGCAGCGUGACCAACUCUCGAGGUAUCGCUUGAGCUCCAUGUCCACCAAGACGAUGUCCGUCUGCUUUAAAACACAAUCGAAGAUGACCCUGCUCAUUGCCGGCACGAUGACCGGGAACGCACCAGAGGCCUGCACGGUGGCCUGGGCUUGCUUGGCCGCUUGCUUCGCAUCUUGGUUCGACGCUUUGCUGGCAGCGGGCGUCCAACUGUCGACGUUCGGUUCGAGCUGGUCGUAGUGGUCCUUCAGCACCUUGGGCAGCUUCGAGAGGUCGAAGUUGGAGAGGGACCCGUAUCAAUAUGGGAUGGUGGCUUCUGCCAUGACAGCCACAAUCACAACCUCCCCCAGCAGCGAAGCCACGACGCAGCCUGACCACUGCGGGCGAGGGUCAGUGCCUCCAUUGCGAAGUUGCAGGCGACGGCGGCUUCGUCCUGCGCGCCCUUCCCCUUGUCCCAGCGCGCCUUCGGAACGACGACGCCGGCCUUGAAGUGUGUCUUCAGUCGGCGCAUCAGAGCAGGGGUGAAAGACAGGAAAAAAAACGUCAAAGCCUGCGAAGCCUGCUGCUACGUGCCAGAGAACAGGUCCUGCACGCAGGCCAGCUUGACCGUCACGGGGUUCGGUCCCACGUAUCCAAACUUCGCGAGCUCCGCAAGUAGGUUGAAACCACCCUCCUCUUUGCGGAUGGUCUUCAUCUCCUCCUGGAGCUCUGUCAAGUCCUUCGACCGCUCCACGCCCGCCUUCGCAGCGGCAGGCGCCGAAGGCGCGGCCGCCGGGACGCCAUGGCGUCGAGAGCAGAGAAUGUCGAAAUCGGGAUGCCUGCGCAAUAGCAAGUACGCCACCGAGAGACAGAAAACCAAACGGAGGAGCAGACAUAGCGCGAAAGGUGUGAAUAAGCGAGCCCAG
Messenger RNA from Prorocentrum cordatum, 1215 nucleotides. NCBI's taxonomy places the organism in Eukaryota, Dinophyceae, Prorocentrales, Prorocentraceae. The record is from the annotation of a GenBank genome assembly.